Hyposmocoma kahamanoa is the source of this 785-nucleotide messenger RNA. It is a transcript of the gene MED22, whose product is annotated as mediator of RNA polymerase II transcription subunit 22. Gene Ontology annotation, biological process: regulation of transcription by RNA polymerase II. Gene Ontology annotation, molecular function: transcription coregulator activity. Lineage: Eukaryota; Metazoa; Arthropoda; Insecta; Lepidoptera; Cosmopterigidae. Gene Ontology annotation, cellular component: mediator complex. The record is from RefSeq and is a predicted model, not a curated record. The transcript has 3 exons. The coding region runs from base 74 to 490 and encodes 138 amino acids.
UUGAUUACAAGCGAUUAGCGUCUGAGUAUUUUAAUAAUUUUAAAUAAUUAUUUUCGUAUAAAGUACUACAGCGAUGCACAGAAACUUGCCACAAAAUAAAGAGGCUUUAUUGAAGUCAUACACAACACGAUUAAAAGAAGAUGUAAAGAGUAUGUUGGAGAAUUUUGAAGAAAUUAUCAAGCUUGCCAAAGGCGAGAAUGAAUCUCAGCUCAACAGAAUGACACAGAUAGAACAAGACACAUUUGAAAUGCAAGUCAGAGCUGCUAAUAUUGUGCGAGCUGGAGAAUCUCUAAUGAAGCUAGUAUCAGAUAUCAAACAGUAUUUGAUUCUGAAUGACUUCCCGUCAGUCAAUGAAGCCAUUACACAAAAUUCCAAACUAUUCAGAACCAAACAACAGGAAUGUGACCAGAAACUUAUGUCGUUACGAGAUGAUAUUGCAGCAGAUUUGUAUGAUUUAGAAGAUGAAUACUUUACUAGUAUUUAUAAGUGAAUAUAGAGUUAUUGAUUUUAUAUUUAAGAUGUAUAUAACUAUACCUUUCAAACAUCGGAAAUGAAUCUUCACACAUUUCAACAAAUCGGAAAUAAAUCUACACACAUAUAGGCAGUUCAUUAAAUAUAGUGGCCUGUUAGAAAUAUUAAUGAAGAUAAAAGAAAAAUAUUAAACCUGAACAUAAUUAAAAUAUUUUGAUUUUUUAUUUUUUUCAAUUGCCUAAGGUGUAUAAAAAAUCCUUUAUAACAUUUCAAGACAGCAAACCUCAUUGUAUUGUGCUUUUCUAGAGUUUAUC